AAUCAAGUUUCGUGUUAAUUUUCUAAAUACAUAUGUACUUACCUACCUACUUCUUUAUACUAUCUAUUGAACAAUAUCGUUUAAUAACACAUUGGUCAAAAUUAAAAUAGGUUUUAAAAACUAAAAUGGGUUUUAAAAGUAUUAAUUGAUAACUUUAAAGCAAGAUGCAACAAGAUCCCGUGUGUCGAGGCUGCCUGGCCACCGACAGCAAGUUCUCCGGCCUCCGCGACUUCCACACCGCCCAGGCUUAUGAGAGUCUUCUAGGCAUUCCGCUCCGGCUGCCGGAUGGGUUCCCGGAGCAGCUAUGCUCUUUCUGUACGAGGUCUGUGCACAAGUUCACAGAGUUCAGGCUGCGGUGCCUCAAGGCAAUGGAGGUGCUGCAUCUGGCACGGAUGGAAGGCAGAUUGGUAGCAAGAGAAUAUGUUAAUUCAGUAAGAUCAAAUCAUCCCGAGCUGAGACCUCGGUACACUCAAACGGAAACAUACACGUCGGAAAUUCUCAAACAAGAUGAAGAUGACCUGUUGAAUUCCAUGGGCACUUUCAUAGCUCUGGAUAUCGAAAAGGAAGAUGCGUUAAGUGACACUAACCACGCAGAUAUAGAACCAAAACUUGAAUAUGACGAUAUAAAAGUGAUGCCUUACGAAAUAUUCGUAGAAGAUGUCAAUAUAAGAAAGAGAAACAAUAUAAGAAAAAAACCAAAACGUAAAAUAAGGAAAAGUAAAGUAAAGGAAGUCAAGAAAUUAAAAAAGAAGACCAAGAAACGGAAAUCUGAUAGGGAUAUUGUAAUAGACUAUGCUAGAUCAGCCGGCUUCGACAUAACCUUUUUAUCUCAAGAAGAGCAGAUAAAAGAAGUGGAAACAAGAAAGAAUGAGAAGGUCUCAAGCGGGCACAACUGUCCACAAUGCGGGAAACAUUAUGACAAUGCAAACGCAUUGGAACGACACAAGAAAAACUAUCACGUGUUAAAACCUGACUUUUUCAUGUGCGAUAUAUGUUCUUGUGUGUUUAAAAACAAAAGAACGUUACGGUCCCACAUGGUGAAUCACAGUUGGGUGUUCACGUGUCUAACGUGUAGUUUCAAGACUAAACAGCGACCGGUUUUACGGAAACAUAGGCAGUUUCAUGAAGGGAAAAAGUUUUCUUGUAAAUAUUGUGAGAAGGAAUUCACAAAAUCUACGACAUACUUCACUCAUGUGCGGUUGAGGCACGCGUGCGAGCUCUCGUGGUGUGAUUUGUGCGGGGAGUUCUUUAUCAGUGCGAAGGGAGUGGAGAAUCAUAAGAAUCUCAGCCACAAUAUGGCCGAGGAGUUUCCCAGCGCUUGUAGGAAGUGCGAGAAGAGGUUUCAAAGCGACGAGGCGUUGGAGAGACAUGCAGUUGUUAACGGCUGCGGCCGGCCGAGCUGCGCGCGCUGCGGCGACGCGUUCCUCGACGACGAAAUCCUGAAGCACCACCUCGUGCAGCGGCGCGAGUGCGCGGCGGCCGAGCGCCACGAGUGCGGGCGCUGUCGCAUGCGCUUCCACAGCGCGAGUGCGCGCGCGCGGCACGAGUGUGCGCGCGCGGCGUGCGCGGCGUGCGGCGCCGCGUGCCGCGACCGCCGCGCGCUGCUGGCGCACGUGCGCGCGGCGCACGAUAUCUUCACGUGCGGACAGUGCGGCAAGCGCUUCUCCAACUCAGCUUAUCUCCGGCGUCACUUCGCGCUGCACUCGCACGCGAACGAACGCGCGGGCAGACAGUGCGGACAGCCCGGGCAGUACAAGAAGUACCCGGGCGGGCUGACGGCGCUGCGCGCGUGGCGCGUCGAGCGCGAGCGCGUCGCGCACGAGCGCGUCGCGCCCGACGGCCGCGCGCUGCGCCGCGACGAGCGCGAUCUGCCCGCUAUGUGCGAGCUCUGCGGGAAGAAGUUCCGGAACAUGACGCAACUGAAAACCCACCAGCAGUUCCACUCGACCGAGAACCAGUUCUCGUGCUCAGUCUGCCCCAAGGGGUUCAAGCAGCGCGCGCAGCUGCUGAUGCACGAGCGAGUGCACACCGGCGAGCGGCCGUACAAGUGUCCCGAGUGUCCGAAAGCGUUCAAGACGUACCAGGCAUACACUAGACACUUUUUGAUCCACUCGGGCGUGCGCAAGCACGUGUGCCAGCAAUGCGGCAAGUCGUUCCAGACGUCGACGGCCGCCAAAGCGCACGUCACCAGCGUGCAUCUGCGCAUGCGCGCGCCCAGGCUGCGCCGGCGCCGCGGCGAACUACUGUCUCAAUAAAUUAUAUUCUAAUUGUA
Molecule: messenger RNA, 2272 nt
Organism: Plodia interpunctella (Indianmeal moth)
Lineage: Eukaryota; Metazoa; Arthropoda; Insecta; Lepidoptera; Pyralidae
Product: zinc finger protein 497-like
Exons: 10
Coding region: 165-2255 (696 amino acids)
Biological process (GO): regulation of transcription by RNA polymerase II
Cellular component (GO): chromosome; nucleus
Molecular function (GO): zinc ion binding; chromatin insulator sequence binding
Source: RefSeq, a predicted model, not a curated record